UCGGCUGCUUCACCAGCGCUGCAGGUUGAUUCUAUUGCCCCUAUUUCCUGUCACAUGGGUCGGAAACAGGAUCCCUGCUUUCUACUAUCUGGUCGUGUCUUUGGAGUGUCAGUCUAGCAGUGGCAGUGGAGACCUGUUUUGAAGUUGAGGGACUUUUUAUAACGUGGGCCAACAAGUCUCUGCUGCGCAGACCCGGACAGUCUCUGAGUCAGAGAGAGUCAGAGAGAGUCCGGCUCUUUACUCCGCCGGUCUGCGCAUCCGUCCGUCAGACUGCGCUUCACCUGAGGCUCACUCCACUCUCUAAACACACCAUGGAUUCCUGGACAGUCGCCGCUUCUUUCCUUCUCAUUGGCUUUAUUUCUUCUGCAGCCCUGAGUCAUUUCGACACUGAGUGUUAUACAGCCAAUGGAGAGGACUACAGGGGGCUCCAGAACCAGACUAGUCUGUAUGGAGGGAAACCCUGUCUCUUCUGGAAUGAGACCUUCCAGCACCCGUACAAUACGCUCAAGUACCCCAACGGGGAGGGCGGAUUAGGCAGCCACAACUAUUGCAGAAAUCCGGAUGGAGAUGUCCAGCCCUGGUGUUACAUUGCAGACACUGAAGAUGGCGUCUACUGGAGAUACUGUGACAUCCCUACCUGUCAGAUGCCUGGGAACUUGGGCUGCUUCAAAGACAGUGGUGAUCCACCCACUCUGUCAGGAACCAGUGAGACUUCCAACAAGCUCACUAUUCAAAACUGUAUCAGCUUUUGUAGAAAGCAGAGAUACAAGCUCGCAGGCAUGGAAUCCGGAUAUGCCUGUUUCUGUGGAAAUGAGGUUGACCUGCAGGACCAUGGGGAGUCGCCGAGCAAGGAGUGCAACCAUGUUUGCUUUGGAGACCACACCCAGCCCUGCGGUGGAGAUGGCUGGGUCAUCGUCUUUGAUACUCGAGUAGGGGCCUGUGGGGGGAACUACACCUCUCCGUCAGGAGUCAUCUACUCUCCUGACUUCCCAGACAAAUACGGAGCCAGCCGCGUGUGCUACUGGACCGUCCAGGUCCCCGAAGCCUUCGCCAUCCUCUUCAACUUCACUUUCUUCGAUAUUUCCGAUCAGACGGACAUGGUGGAGCUACUGGACGGCUACACCAACCAGGUGGUGGCGCGCUUUGACUGGCGUAGCCCACCACGGGAGCUGGUGAACAUCACGGGCAACUUUGUCAUUCUCUACUUUUACUCUGACCGCACCAACCAGGCCCAAGGCUUUGCUCUGCUUUACCAGGCACUGAGAAGCCAAGACACCAGAACACUAGAGGCUGAAGGAGUGGAUGACGAUGAAGGUGAGGACGUCUCCAGCACAGUAGGCCCAAGGCUGGCAGGUGGCGUCACCGAGAGAUCCAACAGCACCUCCAACGGACGCUCCCAGAUCCUCUACGUGAUCACGUCCAGCCCCGGUAAACCGGAGCACAACAUGCCAGGUCAGUGGGCUGGACGCGGCGAGACCAACGGCCACAGCGCUAUGUGGACCAUCUACGCCCUGGCUGCCCUCCUCAUCGUGACCGUCAUCGCCAUGGUAGCCAAGCUGCUGCUGCACAUGACAGUCAAAUCUCCCAACAUCUCGACAGUCAGCAGUUCAGACACCUGCAGCCAGAGCACGACCUCCUCUGAGCCCUGGAUCAUCCAGUACCGUCCUUCCACUAUCUCCCUUUUCAAGAAAAAACUAAAGAACCACCACGGAGACCUAAGCCCCCUGGUGGGUAACUAGCAUCAUUACAACAUCCCUCCACGCACCAAAUGCCACCGUCACCCACAACUCU
Messenger RNA from Cynoglossus semilaevis (tongue sole), 1791 nucleotides. It is a transcript of the gene kremen1, whose product is annotated as kringle containing transmembrane protein 1. Gene Ontology annotation, biological process: multicellular organism development. Gene Ontology annotation, cellular component: plasma membrane. The transcript has 9 exons. The coding region runs from base 312 to 1739 and encodes 475 amino acids. The record is from RefSeq and is a predicted model, not a curated record. NCBI's taxonomy places the organism in Eukaryota, Metazoa, Chordata, Actinopteri, Pleuronectiformes, Cynoglossidae.